This is a messenger RNA of Rhagoletis zephyria (snowberry fruit fly), 399 nucleotides long. Lineage: Eukaryota; Metazoa; Arthropoda; Insecta; Diptera; Tephritidae. The record is from RefSeq and is a predicted model, not a curated record.
AUGGCCGCAAGCAUCGUUGGCAAGUACAAGCUGAAGUCCUCGGAGAACUUUGACGCCUUCCUCAAGGAGAUUGGCGUCGGCCUGGUGACGCGAAAACUGGCCAACGCCGCCUCUCCCUCGCUGGAGAUCACCGUUGAUGGGGAGUACACGUCACUGAAGGCCGUGGCGCCCUUCAAGACGCAAACCACUCGCUUCAAGCUGGGCGAGGAGUUUGACGAGGAGCGCAUGGACGGCAAGAAGGUCAAGUCAGUUGUCACCGCCGAGGGAAACGUCUACACGCAGAUCCAGAAGGACAACGACCUGGAGAUCAAGUACAUUCGAGAGUUCACUGACGACGAGAUUAAGGUGACCUCCCUCUGCAACGGUGUCUCCUGCCUGCGAGUCUACGGCAGAGUUUAG